GCUGGACCAGAACUCCCAGCAAUCAUUGCUGGAAAGGAAGGAGCACGGUGUGGUGACGUCACCGGCGGCCAGCCAAUCAGCCUCCAGCUUACCCCACAAAGUUGUGUCUUCCCUCUGGGCGCUGCUGGGUGAGGCCAGAGAGAUGCCACGGUGCAUUGUACAAGGAUGCCCGCAUUACUCCGGGAGGAAGAACAGCACCCCGGGGGUCACCUUCCACAUGUUCCCCAAGAACCUGGCCACCAUCAAAAAGUGGCUGCUGCAGAUCAAUCAGAACUUCGGCGACGUCGACGCCUUUGCGCGGGGGGUGCUGGAGGGGAAGGCCGGCGUGAUCCGCAUCUGCUCAGCGCACUUCGCCAUGGGGUGCUACCACUUUGUGGGCUCCCAGAAGAUACUGUUGGAGGAUGCCGUGCCGACCAUGUCUUUGGGUGAGCCGGCUGUUAAGGUAGAGAGCGCCCCCUGUGCGAGGAUAUUCCCGGAGAAGCAGAAGGUGGAGGACGCCUUCCAUCCGACGGUUUUCCCGGAGAAGCAGAAGGUGGAGGACGCCUUCCAUCCGACGGCCAGAGAGAUGCCACGGGGCAUUGUACAAGGAUGCCCGCAUUACUCCGGGAGGAAGAACAGCACCCCGGGGGUCACCUUCCACAUGUUCCCAAAGACCCUGGCCACCAUCAAAAAGUGGCUGCUGCAGAUCAAUCAGAACUUCGGCGACGUCGACGCCUUUGCGCGGGGGGUGCUGGAGGGGAAGGCCGGCGUGAUCCGCAUCUGCUCAGCGCACUUCGCCAUGGGGUGCUACCACUUUGUGGGCUCCCAGAAGAUACUGUUGGAGGAUGCCGUGCCGACCAUGUCUUUGGGUGAGCCGGCUGUUAAGGUAGAGAGCGCCCCCUGUGCGAGGAUAUUCCCGGAGAAGCAGAAGGUGGAGGACGCCUUCCAUCCGACGGUUUUCCCGGAGAAGCAGAAGGUGGAGGACGCCUUCCAUCCGAUGGUUUUCAUGGAGAAGCAGAAGAUGGAGGACGCCUUCCAUCCGAUGGUUUUCACGGAGAAGCAGAAGAUGGAGGACGCCUUCCAUCCGAUGGUUUUCCCGGAGAAGAUGGACAUGAAAGUGGAGAGAGCCGUUCCUCGGAUGAUGUUUAUGGAGGAGGAGAAGACAGCUGUAAAGGUGGAGGCCGUCAGACCUCUGAAACCUCCGGUGAAUAGAGGGACCCAAGCCGCCGGGAGCAUCCCAGACACGGAGAAGUCGGCUGUGAGCACAGACGGUGCCGUCCCUCCACCAUAUUGGGCUAUGAAGUCCCUCCAAAUGCCGAUUCUUCCUCAUCUUCAAGCCAAUAUGGCCAACUCCUCGUGGGCCAACAAUGGCCUCGGUGUAGCAAACGUGAACCCGUGGUCGGCUAACACCUUGGCCAAUGGUGGAGCCAUCGUUGGACAGAAGCCUGAGGUAGACACCGCCGCGGGCCCUAAGGUUGAAGCUGCAGGAGCAGAGAGCCAUGUUCCAGAUGCCCUCAGUGAAAGGGACAGCUUGUCGUCCGCGACGGUCCAGAAGGAAGAAAAAGCGGUGCAAUGGCCAGAGCAGGAGACCAGCGGCCCGGCCUGGAAGGUUCUCCAUGAUCAUUACUACAAAGUACGAAGAGCCAUCGAUCGCUCUGCGCUGAGGAACGGCAUCGAGAGCUGCUACAAAGACAUGGACUCUGAGGGGGAAUUGCUGGCCAUCCUGCAGUAUGUGACCAGCGUCCUGUGGAGGAAUCGGAGGAAGAAAGAGCUGAAGACGGCGCGGAUCUUGAAUCAAACCCUGGAGAUUAUCACACUCAUCACGGGGGAGGAAUGGGUGAUUGUGAAGAAAGACUCCAUCCAUAAGGGAAUCCACGAGCUGACCGGAGAGGUACCGGUGAAGUGCGGCAACGUGGCGGUCUUCUUCACUCUGGAUGAAUGGAGCUACAUGGAGAGGCACCGGCAGAAAUACGCGGAAACGGUGGCAGAUAACGGCCCGGCACAGCGCACCUGGCGGGUCCAGGAACACUGGGAUUCAGAAGAAGAAUACUUCAGUGAGGAGGAGGAGGAGGAAGAGGCUGAAGGCUCUCCAAAGAGGAAAAGCUCGCCGGAAUGGAAGCCAGAGUGCGAUUCCUUGGACUCGGCAGAGGAGGAGGAAGACGACGCCGCGAAUCGUCCCAGAACGGCGGAGAACGGAGUCCGAGGAGAAUGCGAGCCUGAAACCAGCACGCCGGCCCCCGAGGGGGAAGGGGUGCCGCAUGACUGCGACGCUUGCGGGGAACGCCAGACGUCUAAAGAGGACCUGAUACGGCACAAGGCUGUAAGUCACGCCGUCAAACGCUACCCGUGCCCCAUCUGCGGCAUCCAGUACGACUACAAAUCCCAGUUCAUCAUCCACCAGCGGGCCCACACCGGGGAGAAGCCCUUCGUGUGCCAGGAAUGCGGGGCCAGGUUCGGCCACAAGAGCAGCUUCCUCGUCCACGAGAGGCGGCACAAAGAAGGGAAGACCUUCGAGUGCGCCAAGUGCGACCGGCGCUUCGACAAGAGGUGCGAGCUGGUCAAACACGAGAAAACGCACGGCAAGAAGAAACGCCACAAGUGUCACAAAUGCGGCAAGCGGUACUUAAGCCGAUCAGCGCUAAUGAGGCACAAAUGGGCCCAUAAGGACGAAUGAAGGUGACGCCGCGAACAUUACACCG
Nanorana parkeri is the source of this 2678-nucleotide messenger RNA. RefSeq lists its product as uncharacterized. The coding region runs from base 143 to 2653 and encodes 836 amino acids. Gene Ontology annotation, molecular function: RNA polymerase II cis-regulatory region sequence-specific DNA binding; DNA-binding transcription factor activity. The transcript is spliced from 7 exons. The record is from RefSeq and is a predicted model, not a curated record. Lineage: Eukaryota; Metazoa; Chordata; Amphibia; Anura; Dicroglossidae. Gene Ontology annotation, biological process: regulation of transcription by RNA polymerase II.